AUGAAUGCUGGCUUUCAGAGAGAACAGCGUUUCAGUUUUGGUCAUCGGAAGUGGUGCCUUCAGCACAG
Molecule: messenger RNA, 68 nt
Organism: Homo sapiens (human)
Lineage: Eukaryota; Metazoa; Chordata; Mammalia; Primates; Hominidae
Source: RefSeq, marked validated